ACCCCCACCUGCAGACCCGCCAACCCUGAAGACAAACCCCACCCUGCAGACCCCCCACCUGCAGACCCCCCCGCCCUGCAGACCCCCCCACCCUGCAGACCCUGACCCCAAAGACCCCACCCUGAAGACCCCCACCCAGACGCAGACCCCCACCCUCCCCCCCAACCCUGAAGACAACCCCCCCUGCAGACCCCUCAACCCUGAAGACAAACCCCACCCUGCUGCAGACCCCCCCCUGCAGACCCCUCACCCUGAAGACACCCCCACCCUGCAGACCCCCACCACCCUGCAGACCCCCCAGCCUGCAGACCCCCCCAGCCUGCAGACCCCCAGCCUGCAGACCCCAAACCCUGAAGACAACCCCCACCGCAGACCCCCACCCUGCAGACCCCCCAACCCUGAAGACCCUCCCCACCCUGCAGACCCCCCCACCCUCACCCUGCACCCCCCACCAGACCCCCCAACCCUGAAGACAACCCCCACCCUGCAGACCCCCCCCACCCUGCAGACACCACCCUGCCCACUGCAGACCCCCUGA
Messenger RNA from Capra hircus (goat), 538 nucleotides. Its product is annotated as gibberellin-regulated protein 14-like. The annotation marks the transcript as partial. The transcript has a single exon. Lineage: Eukaryota; Metazoa; Chordata; Mammalia; Artiodactyla; Bovidae. The record is from RefSeq and is a predicted model, not a curated record.